CAGACAAAAACAACUGAGGGCUGACAGGCGGCGGUUAUCCUCAGUAGCUGCAUCUUUAUUGAAUGAGCGAAAAAUUACUAUUGUCAAUAACCUAGCAACCAUCCCCGAGAUAAAUAUGGAUGUAUGGCCGCGGCACAUGGAAUAGCGAUGUACAUUGAAGGAUGCCACCCAUCUACAUCUCUCGUUUGUUCCUCUUUAUUUCUAUCUCUGCGGUCUUGGAAGCGCGAGCCAAAUCUCUUGCAGAUCAUGGAACAUUUGAGGUCCAGAUCAGAGUUCAGGUGUUUGACAACAGCGACCUCUCACCUUUGGCUGACGCCGUCAUAGAGGUUCACGGGAACCAGUCUGUGUUGGCGUCCAGCAAGGCGGGUAGCGAUGGCAUUCUUAGGGUGACCUUCCGGUACCGCCCGGGAACCUGGGUCAUCAUCUCGGCAUCGAAACACGACUAUGUCACCAACUCUGUGCCUUGGCAUGCCAGCCGCAUCCCCCUGUACGCGUCGGUCAGCCUGUACCUCCUGGUCCAGAGGCCGGGCACACUCAUUCUCUACGAGGAUGUCAUCCAGGUGCUGCAUGGAUCCCCAGGUGCGCGGAACCAGCCAUUGGUCCAGCUCCAGAGAAAGUCCCUUCAGUUGCCUGCUGAGUCCAACUACACGUCACUGUCAGCUGUGCUGACUACUGCCAGGAGCCAGUAUGAGAUCGGGGGCUUCCCAUACCUCCUGGGUCUGGAAACUAAUAGCACAGGGGCAGAGAGGGGAUGGACAGACUUGACUGCGCUGGCGGUGGUCAGUGUUCAGCUCUAUGACCGUGACGGGACUGCCAUCCAGGUGUCCGACCCGGUCCACGUCUCGGUUCCGCUGCCCUCUGAUACCCGCACCAGGAUCGCCACCAGCAUUCCUGCCUGGAUGUACCAGCCCAAGACAGGCUUGUGGGUCCGAAAUGGAACUGGCUACAUUAAGAAAGAGGGCACACAACUCAUCUGGAACGUGGUGAUUCCACAGUUGGGUUAUUGGGUUGCAGCUUUUCCUUCAUCGGCAGGCGUGGGUAUGGGGGGUCACACGGGCUUGAGGGACAUAACCACCUACCACACCCUGUUCCUGCUCUCCAUCCUGGGCUCGUUGGCCUUGCUGGUGCUCAUUCUUCUCUGUGUGCUUCUCUACUACUGCAGACGGAAAUGCCUGAAACCACGGCGACAGCAGGGCAAACCGCACGCAGCUAUGAAUGGCUCUAAGCGCGACCAGGGCACCUCCACCUCCCGCCUCAACCUCAUCUGUGGAGGCCAUGUUGAAUCUGGCCCAUCCAAUGAUGCCGGCAAAUCUGACCCAUCCCCUUCGCGGGAUUACCAGAGCUCACGGGAGGAGUUCGCCAAGCACGUCCCCGCACACAAACUGCGGCACUCAAAAGGAAAAGGAUCCUCCGGACCCCAGAGGGGAGAGAGCUUCCCCAUGAAGGUAACCCGUGCCACAGACACCAACAAUUUAGACAACCCCCUGCUACUGCAAGAUGACUACUCGCGGAAUUACAGCCCCAUAAUGGAGGAAGACAAGAACUCUGACUACCACAUACGCUGCAACAACGCUAACGACAACCGUGGUUACACCUCGGACGGAGGCUCCCCGCCGAGAUUCCUAACGGACAAGUCGGACAAGCCUCCGGAGUACUCUGCGGCGGCCGCCGAUCACCUGGCCCGCCCUACGUCGCUCAACACUCAGCCGGGCCAGAUCAUCUUCUGCCACUCCAUGGACCAGAUGAAGGAGAACAUGUACCGGAGCAUGGUACCCACCUUGGUCAUACCAGCCCACUACAUGCGCAUGUCUUCUGAUUUCUCUGCGAAGGAGCAGGAUAAGGACGGCGGGAUGCAAAUGGGCGCCGGCCAGCAGUCACACCACCCCCAGCUACAGAGUCAGCACCAGCAGCAGCACCAGCAGCAGAGCGCCUUGCAAGGAGACGACUCUGAGGGCCAAACGUGGAACUCGGACCCAUCCCAAGGCCCCGUCCGGAUCCCUGUGCUUUUCAACGACUCCACCAUGGCACAGAUGAAUGGCGAGCUCCAGGGUCUAACCGAGAAGAAGCUCCUGGAGCUGGGCAUCAAGCAGCACCCGCGUGCCUGGUUCAUCUCGAUGGACGGCCGCGCCAACCACGUGCGCCACUCGUACAUCGACGUGAGCAACGACCUCAGUGCGGGCGGAGGAAUCGGCGGGGGAAGUGGGAGCCCCAGCUGCAGCACAAUCCGAGAGGCAAACCUCGAAGGACCCAUGGACAGUGCCCAAGAACGCAAGGCCGCGGCAAUCCGGAAAGGCAAGGACGAGCGUUGGGGAACCGGCGGACGGAAAGGUGGCGGCAGUAAGGGCAUGUCCAAGCUGGCCUACCAGGACCACAGCCAGCUCAGCAGCAGCGACGGCCGCCCGGUGUCACCCGAGGAGAACUCCCUCACCCCGCUGCUGGAUGAGGGUCCCUCGUCGCGUGGUUCCACCAUCCCCAGGAGGGGCCGUAGCCGCAUGAACAGUGCGCGCAGCAGCAACAGCGAGAACCGUCGCGACUCCAUGACUAGCCCAGAGGACGACAGCAAGGAGGAGAACAAGAAGAGCCCGUGGCAGAAAAUAGAGGACCGGCCUCUAAUGGUUUUUCCCCCUAAAAAGUUGUAGGCCACCAUCUCAGGCCCCACUCCUUUGAAACAUGAGUAGGUCCAUCAGUAAGGGGGAGAAGUAGCAUUUGACCGAAAGAAGAUCCUAGAAAAGCACAAACCUGCUUGAUAAUCCGUCAAAUGGUACUAUUUUAUUGACAGCCAAUUUUAAUACUCCUAUUUCCUAUUUUUCCCCAGUGAGUUGUAUCAUUGUCUUUCUGAAUCCAUUGUGGAGAUCACUAUGGUUCUGGUUAUGUUUGGGAAGAACUGAAAAAAUUAUCCCAGUAUUGUGAAAGUCAAGGCCCAACCCUCUACUCUUCUGGCCUUUCACUACACAUUUAUGAAGACCAAGGUCAAUCCAUUUUAGUUCAGUUAACAUAGGAAGCAAACAGACAUUUUCAAUUUCUGUUUGUCCAGAAUUUGCUGAAUAAAUAAAAAAGAUCAACCAAAACCUGAUAUAGAGUUUAGUUGUGCUAAUCCUGUAAUUGCGGUCAUCCUCCACCAUAAGAAGAGGAUACUGUUUUCACUUAUUAGAUUAGCAUGUCUUAUCCCAAAGCAUAAUGUGUGGAGAGAAUCUUUUUCUUUUUUUAUCAUUUUCUAUUUGGAGGAUUUUUUAUGAAAUAAUAAUAAGGUAAAAUAUUUGAAUUGGUAGUGCGCUCAAUUAUAUACAUUUAAUGUGAAAUGUUUGUUACUUCUUCAGGGAAGUAUUUCCAUAAAUCUUUGUGUUGUAAUUAUUUUAAUGAAGUAAGCAUCAUAAUUGAAGGGGCUCUCCUUCCAUAAUGUUGCAACAAUUUGUGACAUUUCAAGCUCAACAGUAGUGUGUCGUACUGUUACCAGAUUCUGGCCACUUAAUAUCCUGCUCUGUUUUGUGUUGUUUUUCAUUGUUUGGGUGUUUGGAGUGCCACGGUCAAUAUGAUCUGAACAUUUCUUGGGCAGUUUUGAAACGGUAAAAUUAUUACAAUAAUGUUCAGUGAUUGAACAUGGCAAAUAAACAUGGCAAUUCAAUAAUAUUUACAGCACUUUGUGUAGGGCAGGACAGUCAUCUUUGCCACCAAUUCUAGGGUUGCCAUCAAUGUUUGCUGAUCACUGGCCCUGACCCCAGUCUCUGAGUGUCUCGGGGGAGUUGGGAUAUGCAAAAACAAAUGUCCAUUUCACACCAACACAUGUACAAGUUACACCCGUAUAUAUGUGUGAAACAGGAUAAAUAUAAGCACCCCAUUUGACAGAAGUAGCCUAAUUAAAUUAAUUUCAAACCUUUAUUUAAAUUACAAGGGGAGACAGAGGUAAAAAGAGAAAGAAGUUGGAAAGGUCGACUAAAAUGGCUGUGAGCAAAAUAACCACAUUUUUAAUAAACGGGAAGAUGCAAAUAGCUAUUUAGCAGCAUGAAUGUGUGCUUUGCAGGUGGGGUUAUUGAGUGAAAAAUUAUGUGUUUGAAGUACUCAAAGAUAAAUGUAUUGAAUACAUUAUAGCUGUUUUAAUAUAUAUCAAUGAUGAUUAUAAUAUUUUGAAAAGUCAGUCAUGAUGCACAACCCUCCCUUUAAAUCCAGGGUCCUAAUUUAUUUGUGUACAUGAGUAAAACUUUUUUUGUGUGCCAUUUGGGUGUUACUGUAAUUUCAACAACUUUAUUUGCUUACUGUAAAUAAUAUUUAGCUUUGAGACCCUUUGAUUAAAGGUUGCAUGCAUUUUUUUAAAUAAAUAGAAGGCACCACAAAAGGCCAUGCUAAUCUGUACCACUUCUAUUGUAAGUGCCUUCUUUUACUUAGGUAAGGUAACUGGCAUGGACGGCCUUUUCAAAAUAAAAGCUGGCCCAAUGGCUAAACACAAAAGCAAAAGCAAUUUUUUAGGAAGAAACAUCUUCCAUUGGGGGAGAGCAUGGCUGCCCAAAUUGAUCACUGAUACAUUUUGUGUUCAACAUGUCCUUCUGUUCAUCAUUGUUUCUUGUAUAUAUCCUUUUCAACCGAACUGGUAAGUGCUAGUGAUUUACUGUACAAGUUUGACAAAUGACAGAUUCAGAAAACUAUAUGAGAUGUUUUGUGUAAAUGUCCUAUGUGUGCAUGUAAUGUGUAGAGUAGAGUGUUUUUAAUGAAACGUUUUUUGAUAAUAUCAAGGAGGUUGCUGGCACACAUUAAGUAUACCAAAUUGUGUUGCCAAAUGUACACACAUUUUAGAUGGAGAUAUACUGAAUUUUGCUCUACUCUUACAAAUUCACUUCCAGUCUUAAAUGUUUACAAGUACAACACACUGGCCAAUUAUGCUAUCACUGUAGCUUGCAUUACCAUUGCCUAUAAGCUUAACAGCUGUAGUUAAAUUUCUUACAGACUUAAAUGAAUAAACAAUGUUGCUACAAUAGUCACUAAGAGUUGGCACAGUAAAUCUCAACAUGGAUGUAAUACGAUUGAAAGAGAAUUUAAAGUUUGACAAAAGUUAUUACAAUUUAAAAUACACAAUCUUAUGACAAUUCUCUAUAAAACAUCAUUAUUGUGUUCCAGUACAUUUUGAAAUGUUUAGUUUAUAUUGACACUUAUAUUCAUUGUUGAUUUCUAAUUUCAAAGUUGUUCUAAAUAAUCUUGACCUAAUGUAUUAUAUGGUUAUAAUGUGUAGGCUUAUUCCAAUGGGGCUUUGGGUCAUCCCUGCCCAAAUAAUUGUCUACAUGUUUGUCCACGUUAUAAUUAUAUUUUCACAUUAUGAUAAUGUAAUGUGGUUGGUUGGUUACAAUAAUAAAUGUUCAAGAAAUCUCUCUACAUUUUGCUGGACAUAUAACCAGGCCAGGAAUGACAAAAUACAUUCUGAAUGCUUUAGACCUAAUUUAAGAUUUUACCCACGUAUUUAUUUUAUAUUAUGAUACUACACAAUAACACAAUCAUCAAGCACUCUAGGGUAUGAAGAGCAGCUGUAUAAUAAAAACCUGUCUGAGGACGCAAAAGGUUGUAUAUUUAUGUAUUUCUAAAUAAACCUGGAGAAGUUCUCUAAAUGUUGUAUAUUUGGUGCAUUUUACUAUUGCACCUCUUUCUCUGGUUCAGUGUAUCACACAGCCUUCCCGGUUUUAGCAGCCAUAAGCCACUUUAAUGUCACUGUAUUUGAUAUAAGGCUGCUGUACAUUAAAAAUACUUAUGGAAAGGGAAGAAAAGUCAAGGACACAACAGCUUGUAUAUUGUUCUGAAUGGAAAAAGCAAUCAUUUCUAAAUAAACAUAGUCAUUUGUAAACUGUAAAUUGACAAGAUAAAAAUAAACAUGUUCACACCAUC
Molecule: messenger RNA, 5862 nt
Organism: Esox lucius (northern pike)
Lineage: Eukaryota; Metazoa; Chordata; Actinopteri; Esociformes; Esocidae
Product: protein FAM171A2
Exons: 8
Coding region: 162-2639 (825 amino acids)
Source: RefSeq, a predicted model, not a curated record